CCUUGGAGAUAGAUUCAUGGGCAUUUUGGUCCUUACGUUUGGCACCACCAAAAUAUCUUCUUGACAGUCUUUUGACUCUUUUCAUGGGGAACCAAUUAUCUCUGAUUCUCAACCCUCCUUCUCUUCUCUUUUCUCUUACUCGAUCCCAUGGCCAUUAGUCUGGGGAAUUUGUCUCUGUUGCUAGAUGCGGCGUCGCCGCGAAGUGUAAUACUGGAGCGGAAGGUUCGAACGGUAGCUUUGGACGUCGUUUUGAGCUUGUCCAAGAGAGAUUCUCACGCCUACUGUGCUUCUGUUACGUCUAAGGGUUUUGACUCCGAUGGAGAUGUUCGGAACAGAGUCGUGGCUCGUGGUAAGUCAAAUUCAGAGGUGAACGGUGUUGAUUUUGACGCCGAGUCUAGCGAUGAAGAGAACAACGAGAACGGGCUUGACGAGGAGUCCUAUGAUUGGGAGACACAAUUGCGGAUGAGACUGAAGGAGCUCGAGGACAGAAGAGAGCUGGAAAAGAAAGCUGAAGAAUUGCAGAGUCGGAUGUACGAUGAUGAAGGAGAAGGAAUGGAAGAGACGGAGGAAGAGAAGAGGAUGAGAGUCAGAAAAGAGCUCGAAAAGGUGGCCAAGGAGCAGGCAGAGAGGAGGGCCACGGCUCAGCUGAUGUUUGAAUUGGGUCAGAAAGCUUAUGGGAAGGGUAUGUAUGGACGUUCCAUAGAGUUUUUUGAAGGUGCACUUACGAUUAUUCCCAGACCUACAUUGUUUGGUGGUGAGAUCCAGAUAUGGCUAGCUAUGGCUUAUGAGGCCAAUAACCGCCAUGCUGAUUGCAUAGCUCUGUACCAGCAAUUAGAGAAGAAACAUCCUAGCCUCAGCAUCCGGCGCCAGGCUGCAGAUCUUCGCUACAUUUUGCAAGCACCAAAGCUCAAGAUAUCCCAAGAGGAGAUGGUGACUAUACCUUUGAUUGGUUCUAGUUAUGAUAGCUAUGCAGGAACAUGGAGUGAUAAGUACAAGGACAAGGAUAAGAAUCGGAGUGGGACGGUGACCAAUCAGCUUCCAUCAACUAAGGACUAUCUUGCUGACUUUCUUGUAUGGCGGCCACCGGUGGGAUUGGAAAAAAAUCAAGCUUUCUGGGUUGGUCUGACAAUAUGGUUGGGAUUCGUUGGAGCUGCUCUCGUUCUUCACAGAUGAAACACAAGUACAUGUGCAGUUUGAAUUCCACAACUUGUGAUGUAUUUAUACAAAAUAUUUUGUCAAGGUUCUUUCAUAUAAUGUUUAGUCCAUGUGGUAACAUUCUUGUAUGUAUAUUAGUAUCAAGUCAAAUAUAUAAUAUAUUGAAACGACUUAGAGUA
Molecule: messenger RNA, 1334 nt
Organism: Prosopis cineraria
Lineage: Eukaryota; Viridiplantae; Streptophyta; Magnoliopsida; Fabales; Fabaceae
Exons: 4
Coding region: 148-1173 (341 amino acids)
Cellular component (GO): chloroplast thylakoid membrane
Molecular function (GO): protein binding
Source: RefSeq, a predicted model, not a curated record